Messenger RNA from Odontomachus brunneus, 5937 nucleotides. RefSeq names its product centrosomal protein of 135 kDa (gene Cep135). The coding region runs from base 988 to 5613 and encodes 1541 amino acids. NCBI's taxonomy places the organism in Eukaryota, Metazoa, Arthropoda, Insecta, Hymenoptera, Formicidae. The record is from RefSeq and is a predicted model, not a curated record. The transcript has 21 exons.
UUCGUGCACAUUUCGGAAAAUCGCAAGAGUCGUGUCCGCUGUCAAGAAAACUCGCCCGUUCUCUCGCGUAUUAUUUCAAAGGAAGACACGCGUGCACGUUGUCGCCCGCGCGCAAUAACAAUGAUCCGUCGACGUUGGCUGCCUCACCUUCAUGAUCUUCCGCGUGAAUUAACAUUGACAUUAAAUACCGAGCUGAAAACAAAACAAUCAGCGAUAAAAUUAACACCCGCCGAUCGCGACUUCUCCGCGGAUCGAUUGUUGGAAGUUCGUCGAUUACUCGCACUGUGCGCGUCUGUAUUGAUAAACAGGAAUCGCGCCUGACCGCGUCGCGACAUGUUCUUUUGUGUUUUUUGUUGAAAAUAAUAAGUUUCGGUUUGUUCGGAUUUCCCUCGGUGCAGCCGACGAAGGCGCUGGCCAUUGCAAUGCACCAUGUGACAUCUGCGAUCGGCGAUGAUUCGUUCCUUCCUACAUCUGGGGAAUCGAAUUUAAGUUGGUCAUCGGAAGCAAGUCUCUAGUCGAGUAUUCAAGUUGGCAAUAAUUUUGAAUCUGUUUAAAACGGCUCUGGGAGCAUCCGAACGUCAAAUUCUACUGCUGAUCGAAACGUGAAUAAACAAAUUCUUCUAAAUGUUUUUUCAACGAAGCAGAGUGUAUGUGUUGAAUUUGCACACGACUAAACAGUUGAUGAAGAAAAGAUUUCCUUGUUUUCAAAUAAUUGUUGCAUAUGGAGCAAUUUGUUCUUUGCAACAUUGUCGCAUAUUUUUAAUGUCAUUUUUAUGAUGACAGUGUGUGUGUAUUCGUGUCAAUCUAAUAACAAUAUAUGAUUUAUAUACUAUUUAUAAUGCGUAUAAAUGUGAGCACAACAACAAUGGAAUAAGGAGGUUAACACUUUGCAACUUCCAGUGAAUGAUGCUGUGAUUAAAUUUCUUGUGUAAUAAUUAAUGGACAAAUUGUAUAAACACCACUCUGUGAAUUAUAUAUCUUGCAAGAAUGAGUGGGGAGGCAGAACAUAAUGUUGCUGCUAGAUACAAAACAGUUAGGAAACAUCUAGAUAACUUGGGAUACAAGCAAGCGUUAUCAUUAGAUACUUUGCCUCUGAUAGAGACUCUAUUAGCUGAUCUUAUUCAAACUACUGAUAGUCUCAAGCAUUUUAAAGCUAUUGCUCAAGAAAAUGUCGAGGCAUGCAGUCAACUACAAUUGACAGUUGAUCCUUACAAAUGUGAUAAUGCAAGAUUAGUGAGAGAAUGCAACCAGCUUCAUGCAGAUCUGAUAGAGGCUAAGGAGGCACAUCAAAAACAAGUCAAGGAACUCAAGAAGCAGAUACAUAAGUUAGAGUACGAGUGCAAUGAUUUGCAAUUGGCAUCCUCGCGUAACAUACAUAAAAUAAAGGAACUGGAGAGUGAGUCAGCUGCCAAAUCUAAGAAGAUACUAGAACUACAAGGGAAAUGCUUAAAGCCAACUAUAGUUAAUGUUGGACUAGCUGCUAAGAAGCGUCCCAGCUUUCCUCUUCGAAGAUCAGUCUUAGAAUCUGAGCCAAUGCCAAAGACAAAGAGCAGUGGUGCACUACCGAAAUUGAGCAAUGUGGAGCCAAAGGUAAUAGACAUGAUAAGCAUGGCAGAUCACAAAAUAAGCUGCUUGAAUCACGAAGUAACAAAAUUACAAGGAGAAUUAUUACUACAGACUGAUAUAGUAGAGACUCUUGAGAAACAGUUAACUACGAAAGAGAAAGAAAUAAUUAGGCUGAGAAAAAUGUUGGAGGGUGGUCGUUCCUACGCCGCGGUUAGCAAGGAUUGCGUUUGCAAAAAAUUGGAGAGGAAAGUUGGUGUUACGGAUAACAUCGUGGAAACUGGUGAAAUGCGGAUUCUUCAGCAAACUAAAUUGGAAUUGGAACAGCAGCUGAAAGAAGCUCUAAAUAAACAACAUGAUGCUAUGUCUCAGGCGAUGAAAUUAGCAACGCGAAAUGAAGAGCUAGAGAAAGAAUUGAGAGACAUAGAUCACGUUGCAUUAGCUGUAGAGGCGGAUUGCAAUUCUGCAGUAAAAGAGAAUAACAGAAGAGUUUGCAGGCUUCAGGAAAAAUUAGAGGAUGUCAUGACGCAAGUGCAUGUCUUAGAGCGCGAGUUAACUGUAGAACGUAGAGAAGUGCAGGAGUUGAGGGCGGAUCUAGAAGCAUGCAGGCUUGAGAAACGUAACAUUCAACGUACCUUAGACUCCACGUUAGAUGAAAAGAAACAAAUGACCGACAGGAUCAAUCAGCUAACAAUUAUUGAAAAAAGUUUAAACGAUGAGAUAGGAAGACUGACUAGAGAAAAUGAAAGCUGUAUACAAGCGUCCAAGAACCACAAAAGCGAAAAGUACGGCGUGGAUCAUCAGGCGAUGGUUAAAGACGUGGAAGUUACGAAAGAUGUGAUCAAUCUCGACAUACAGAGACGGAUCGACGAAGCGAAUUUACAAAUCGCGUCUCUCCAACAGUCGAUUCAGCGAUUAGAAGCGGAACGGAAUCACUAUAAGAAGGAGUACAUCAAUUACCGAGAAGAGCAGCGCAGAGUCUCCGAAAGAGAUAACGUUGAACUGUGGACACGGAUCUGUGAAUUGAAACGUGAAUUAGGUGACAAGGAGCAAGCGUUGAGCAAAGCACAACGGGAGAAAGAGGAGCUGUGUCAUGAGAAAGAGGACUUGGAGGCACGAUUACGAACAUACAAAGGUCAGCACAGGCAAACAUGUGUUCCUUGCAGAUCAUGUAGUCUAUGCAAACCCAUUCGUAUUUGUACCUGCGCGUCCGGCUCGCCGAUAGCUACGGGAGACAUAAGUAUGACAAAGACGAUGUUUGAACGUCUGGAGCGAGAGCGGGAUACAGCCAGAGCGGAUGUCGAGCGAUUGAUAGAAGAACGCGACGCAUUGCGGGAGAGGCUAAAGAUGAUGGCGGAGACGCACACGAGCGAGCAGCUUCGUCUCAAAGAGAGUUUGGUCGAGGCGGAGAAUCGCUUGAAGCAUAUAGAGAAAGAACGACAAGAUCUAUUGGUUACUCAGGGAACGAGGAGAGCAGCGAUAAACGGUCUCGAGGAUCAGUUGGAUGAUUUACAGGAGGAAUUGCGCCGCACCAAGCAGGAAUUAAUGACGCAGCGAACGCAAUAUUUUCAACUACGAACUUUGCAGGAUCAAACGGAUCAAGCACUCGGAGAUGCACAGAGUCAAGUAUCGCAGAUGGAGUCGGAGCUGAAUAAAGCUAUGGACCGCAACAGGAGUAUGGAGCAGCAACAGACGCAGUUGAACGAUCAGAUCAAGGAAUUGAAACAGGAAAUUAAUACUCUGCGCUCGAGCAUGACACUCUUGGAUCAAGAGAAGGAUCGAUUAUUGAUGGCUUUGGACGAGAAAACAGAAAGGAUCGCCGCGUUGGAGCGAGAACUGGUGCACAAGGACCAACAAAUGGAAGGGAUGCAGCAGCAGGUUCGCGACUUACAGCACAAAAACGAAAUAUGCGUCGAUCAGAGCGCGGAACAGGAACGGCAGCUGAGGUCGCUGCAGCUGGAAAUGGAGACGGUUCAGCGGCAGUUCAAUGCCGCAUCGGCAGAUCGCGAAAAUGCCAUUCAGGAGAACCGAAAGCUGCAGGACGACUUGGCCGCGGUGACCUGCGAAGUGCGGAAUAUGCAGCGCGAGCUGGAAGCCUCGCAUGCCGAGGCCUACGACCUGAAGAGGCAGUUGCAGACCUAUGUGAGCGAGGUUCGUCGCGCUGAGGAGCUCUUGAAUCGAAAGGAAAACGAAAGAACGGAAAUGUUGAAUCAUUUCCGCAGUCUCAGUCUGGAGGCGACUGUCUUGGAGACUAACAAUCACAGCCUGGAGUCCGAGGCGGCGGAGGCUAGAGGCGCCUUGCAAACGGCGAGGCAUCAGAUGCUCGACCUGGAACGACAACUGACGGACAGAGACUGCUUGAUAAAAGGCUAUGAGACUCAGAUAAGCAAACUGACACAAAGCGUUGCCAGCAUGGAGACACAACUGCGACAGCAGACCGAGCAGAAGCUCCGCGCCGAGGCUGAUCUAAUGGCGAUCAGGGACCUGUGCGUGAAACUGGAUCAACAAAAGGACGCGCUUCUUGAACAACUCGGCGACAAGAAUUCAGUGAAGGCGCAUUACGAGUCGCAACUAUCCAGGCUGAAAGCCGAACAGAGCGUCGCGGAGGAUCAGAUGACUCGGGAUCGCGUGACUGUAGACCGGCUGGAGACCCUUCUGGACCAAGCGAGGCAAGAGUCCAUUGACGCGCAAACCACCAAUCAGGAACUGCAAAAUGAAAUCGCCAGAUUAAAGCAGAGAAUCAGCGAGUUUCAGAGUAAACUGUCGUCGGAAUCCAUGGAACUCAGGCGGUAUCAGACUCAAGCAGCGGAGUACAACAAACAGAUCAGUGAACUUCGCAGACAAGUCACCAACGAGAGGUUCGACCGGGCGAGGAAGGAAGAGGAGAGUCGCAGAUACUCCGAGGAGUCCACAUUUCCAGUUCAGCCGAAGUCUCAAGAUUGCGCGAACCUUCCCCCUCGGCCGGACACGAGAUCCUCUAACGACGAACUCAGUGCCGUCUCCGCGUCCAGAUAUUUGCAGCGAGGAUGCAUUCGGGAUGACGUCAAUGGAACUGACAUAGACACCGCGAGACGUACAAAUCGAUUCGACACGUCGAACACCGUCGCCAUGGCUUGCGCGUGCACUAAACAUCAUCAAGUGCGUCCUGACACGACCGGUUGCAACGUGCAUUGCAUCAAUAUAAUUAUCCGCACAGAACGAGCGGUCUGCCAAGCCAACAAGUCGUGCGGUCAAGAGAAUAAGACUCCUUCGAGCAACGAUUAUCGGGAUAAAGUAGAAACUACGGAUUAUCUGGAGAACGGAUCGUACGGAUUCAGCACGAUGCUACAGGAUACAAACUUCAGUGCUGGGGAAGAAGAUUCGAGGAAAUUACCGACUUCUACUCCUUUGCGAGCCCGGAAGACUAAGACUUUUCAAGAGACGGGUCAGACAGUUAAAACAAUGCAAGACAAGAGCGUUAGAACCGAACUUACACGGAAUAUGUCGUCAGAGGCUCGAUCGAAGACGCUGUUAGACUUGUUGAGGGACAAUCGUGUGAAAUCUCAACGUUGCUCCUGCUCCGAGCCUUGUAUGAUCCCGUACGGGACCAGGAAAGUUAUCGCGGUGAAUACAAUGAAGAGAAUACCUGUGUGUCAAAGACUGAGUCAUGCGUACACAUGUAGGAAAAUUAAUAGGAGAGAUAUCGCUCGUAAAACGAGCGACGUCAAAAUUGACAAUUUUCACGAUAUAAGCAAGAGCAAAGAUGAAGAUCGUUUUCUCACUAUGUAUAAUAAUUCAUCUGGUUACGAAAUAUUUCGAGCCGAUGAGAAAUGGAAUAAUCGAAUUGUACAAACGAUUUCGAGAAGCUAUGUUGAAGAUAAAUUAAACUGUUGGAGAGAUCCGACAGAACGUAACUUGAAUGCUCAGGACGUUCAAAGGGAAUGGACGUAUGUGGAGUAUUUAAUAGACGACACAUUGAAAUUAUUAGGAGAUGCGAACAGAUUAGAAGAAAAAAAGACUAAAAGUUCGGAAGAAGUACAGAAAGAAUCACGAUGGCUCGCGACGAUUUAGCUAACGGCGAUUCACAACGGCAGAUCUCACGAGGCUCGAAUUUCUACAGAUCUCGAGUAAAAAAUGAACGGAAAACUUAGGAAAAUAUUUGUGGUCCAACAAUUCUGGACAAAAUCGUCGAGAUAAAUGGGAAAGAUAAUGUCUCAUAUAUCUCGUGCAUCGAGUAAGUGGCCUUCGACAAUAAUCAACAAGUGGGAAAGCAGACGCUUUCCCCAUGUAAAGUAAUUUAGUGUAAAAUAUCUCGAUAGCGAUCAAGUACAAAUAUAUGAUAAUUUUAACUUAUCGUAUACAACUGAUAUUACAAUAAAUAUUUUAUACUCUCUA